AUGUCCAACUUCCACCUCUCCGCCCAGGACACCCGCGUCGACGACGGCCACAUCCUCCGCGCCCGUCUCCAGAACGGCAACGGCGACUUUGUCGACGCCGAGAUCAACCUCAACGACUUCCUCGGCAACGACGACGGCCGUUUCCAGUGGGGUGGCCAGGGCUUCGCGCAAUCCGCCGAGGACAUCCGCUUCGAUUUGGAGGGUGACCAGCCCAUUCUCCGUGCCCGCCUCUUCAACAUUGGCGGCGAGGCCAUUGACGCCGACGUCAACCUGUGCGAGCGCCUGUCCAACAACGACGGCCACUUCCACUUUGACUGUUUGUUUUCCCACACUACUAUCAUUUCUUGUUCCUCACUUGAGUAG
This is a messenger RNA of Colletotrichum orchidophilum, 363 nucleotides long. RefSeq names its product CVNH domain-containing protein. The record is from RefSeq and is a predicted model, not a curated record. Bases 1 to 363 code for a protein of 120 amino acids. The transcript is spliced from 2 exons. Lineage: Eukaryota; Fungi; Ascomycota; Sordariomycetes; Glomerellales; Glomerellaceae.